AUGAUUGCCACUGUUGACAUUGUUGUUCAGGCACCCGACAUGUUCAGCGCCUCAAGACAAGCCCAGCGUUUGGCGGGAAACUUCUUGGAUGAUGUGGACGACUUCCAGAGGGCCUCAAGAGCUGCAGAUCGCCGUGCGAUGAGCCACUUUGAAGAGGCUUCCAGCUCAACUUACUACUCGCGGCCACGACACAGCAUUUCAAUAUCACGAUUUUCGACAAGUCCCUCGGAUAUUUACAUUGACGGAGCACGUCUGAGGUUGACAAGUGCUGAGCCUCGCUACACUACCUACCAGUCCAGUCUGCAUCCAGUAACCAUCAUCGGAUCGCGUUACCAUCGCUACACACCGUCUUACUAUCGUUACUAUCCGCGGUACUACACCUACGGAAGCUCCUAUCCGUAUACUAGCUAUUACGACUACCCGACUUACAGCACUUACAGCUACAGAUACUGGCCCUACACAUCCGGAGCGCACUACAGUCACUACAUGCCCUCAACAACCUACUACACCACCAACAGUAGAACGCUCCACGACUACUCACUGCCAACAUCUGGGCUAAAGGCUUCAGUUCCCUCCUGGGACAUUGGCUAUAGGCCCCUGUCGCUGAGCCGUUGGUACUCACAUAGCGAUUUAGUUGAGCCUCUCGUGGUGUUUCCAGCGGCACCACCGCCGUCUUACUCGCGGCCCCGAGCGCGGUGGGCACGACACCGAUCGGUUCCACCUGUCUCGCUCGCCGCCGCCGCCCAGUACCGCCGCGCCGGCAGUGUCGCCCGCAUGCUACCGCCGCCUCCACCACCAAUCAAAUACGUCAGCACAGAGUACUACUCAGAUCUUACCGGACCCGAGCCGAUCAACACGAAAUACGUCUACCACUACACCUCACCACCGCUAUCCAGGUCCCUCUACAGGCCCUAUUAUUACCGACAUCUGAACGGACCACGUAGUAAUUUUGAGAACGCCGUUAGUCAGGAGGUAAUGGCCGAACGAAGACGCAUCGACCGAAAGAUGGAUGAUCUGUUGAGCUACAAGCUUCCAGACCCGUCUAUCUACAACGAUCUUAAAGCAAGUCUUCGCAAAGUGCAUGACAAGAUGGACGUGCAUCGAACUCUACUCGACCGCUACUCGGCCAUCGACAUGCAAAACAGUUCCUCCACCGUGGAAGAUCGCAUCGCCUCCAAGUGCCGGGAACUGGGCGAACGCAUGGGCAGAUGA
Mesocestoides corti is the source of this 1212-nucleotide messenger RNA. The record is from the annotation of a GenBank genome assembly. NCBI's taxonomy places the organism in Eukaryota, Metazoa, Platyhelminthes, Cestoda, Cyclophyllidea, Mesocestoididae.